AUGCAAAAAGUUAUGCUCUGCUUUCGGGCUUGGGAGGAUUGGGCGAUAUAUCCGGGAGAUUUUCUCUUCCAGUUGCAGACCUCUUUUCUCGGAAUCGCCAAUGAGCCUUUAAAUGAGGAUGGCGAUCCUCUCUUCUCUGAUGACAUUGAUGGGGCGGCUCUUGAUGACGAGUUAACUUCUCGAUUGCCUUCGAAUGAAAUGACUACUCUCGGCUCUGAUGUCGAGGCACUAGAAGCGACUCCGCUUGUCCAAUACGAUGGAGAUGCGGCCGAUCUUGACGGUAGUCCUUUGGUCGAACAUGAAGACGAAGAUGAUGCAACCGAAAUGUUUCCCUUGUUAGUGGUUAUUUGUAUCUAUCCUUCUAAGUCUAAUGCCAUAUUUUUCAUUCCCAUUUUUAACCCAUAUCUCUAG
Protopolystoma xenopodis is the source of this 411-nucleotide messenger RNA. The record is from the annotation of a GenBank genome assembly. NCBI's taxonomy places the organism in Eukaryota, Metazoa, Platyhelminthes, Monogenea, Polystomatidea, Polystomatidae.